This is a messenger RNA of Theileria equi strain WA, 1025 nucleotides long. RefSeq names its product CDP-diacylglycerol-inositol 3-phosphatidyltransferase, putative. Gene Ontology annotation, cellular component: membrane; Golgi apparatus. NCBI's taxonomy places the organism in Eukaryota, Apicomplexa, Aconoidasida, Piroplasmida, Theileriidae. Bases 30 to 695 code for a protein of 221 amino acids. The record is from RefSeq and is a predicted model, not a curated record. Gene Ontology annotation, biological process: phosphatidylinositol biosynthetic process. The transcript has 7 exons. Gene Ontology annotation, molecular function: CDP-diacylglycerol-inositol 3-phosphatidyltransferase activity.
AAAGCCUUUAAAUUCUAGAAAUAGAAGAGAUGGAGCGUAAGGCGCCAAGGAUUUUAAAUAAACCGAACUUAGUAACAUUUACGCGCUUCCUCUUGCUGUUGACUUCGUUUUAUUUUGCCGAAAGGAAUCCUUUUAGAUUCCUGUUUCUCUAUGUUGUUAGUGCUACUCUUGAUAUAUUCGACGGGAAUAUCGCAAGGCUCUUCCAUGAAGAAACAAUCGUCGGUGGUCUGUUUGACAGCUCGUUGGAUCGCGUUUCUACGCUCUAUAUCUACUUGUUAGUUCUUAGGAAGCAUCCAGACAUUCUACACCACAUGUACCUAAUCACCGUACUGGACGUUUUUGGUCAUGGCAUUCACAACUAUGCCUGUGCACUUAUUGGUAAAAUUAAUCAUAAAAGUGUAAAAGAUGCUAUACUACUGCUAAGAGUAUAUUACGAAAACAGAAAUUUUAUGGGUGCCUGUAUAAUAUCCUACGAAACAUUUUGGCUUAGCUUAUAUAUACGAUCGUUUCAUGACAAACUUUCUGGUAUAUACACCCUAGGUACCGUCUUGCUUUACAUAUCCUUUCCUCUAAUGUUUUACAAGACGCUGACAAACUUGUUACAAGGGUUAUUUGGUCUCCAGCGCAUUUUAAAGCAUGAAAUCGAGUUAUACAACAGGGAAACUGGUAGUAAAACUACCACUCCUGGAAAAUAGCUCUACAUUUACAGUUCAUUUUUGGCAAUUAGAUCCGAAACUUAUCGAUUGCCUAAUUAAUUUUAAAUGCAGACAAAACAAUGAGUAAUUUUAAAUAGCGGUGCUUAUACUGCCGGAAACAUCUUGGAAGGGAAUCUGAAGAUAAAGGAAAGAUUUUAUGGAGGUGUAGUGGCCCUGAGAUUUCUCGUCUGUCUACCAGUAGGGAUUUCUGCUUUACCUGAGUAGCAGUCAGAUCUCUGUCUUUUUGCUGCAGAAGUAGGUCAAGUCGGCAUACGCUGCAAAAUCCUACUACACAAUGUCCAUAUAAAUUUAAAGACUCAUUUCCAUCCC